GGCCGCCGCAGCUUGACAGCCGCGCUCACCACAUCGCCUUUUGUGUUACCGCCCAGCCGGGAGGACCAGGGCGGCCAUGCCCAUGCUGCCCGCGGCGGCCUACGCGCGGGGCGCCCCGCCGGCCCUUCUGCCGGCGGCCGCCUGCGGCAGACCAGUAGCGCCGCAGGCGCUCCAGCUCCCCAGUGCGCCCGCCCCCCGGAUGCACAAGGCCGAGGAGAAGAAGCAGGCCCGCCGCGGGCGCGCGGCCGCGCGCCCGCUGGGCCGGGACUACGCGCUGGCGCCUCUGACGGAGCUGGGGCUGCUGGGCCGCGGCGCGUACGGCACCGUCCGCACCGCGCACCCGCUGGCGGGUGGGCCGCCCGUGGCGGUCAAGUGCAUCGCGAAGGACAGCGCGAGGGCGCGAGAGGUCGCCGUGCGAGAGGCCAUGCUCGUGGGGGGGAUGGGGGGCACAAUGCGACGCUUUUUCCCCAAGGACGAGUCGACCAUGCACCUAGUGAUGGAGCACAUCGACGGCUGCGAGCUCUUCGACGAGAUCGGCGGCGACGGGCUCUGCGACGAGCUCGCCGUCCGGGAGGUGAUGCGCCAGGUGCUGCAGGCGCUUGCGCACUGCCACUCCCGCGGCGUGGUGCACAGGGAUAUUAAGCCAGAGAACAUCAUGCUGGAGGGCCCGCUGGUGCCGGGCGGGCGGCCCACGGUCAAGCUCAUCGACUUCGGGCUGGCGUCCAGGGGCCGGGCGCGAGGAGGGCGGCCUGCGGAGCCGCUGCCAGGGACGGGCCCCUACCUGGCGCCCGAAGCGCGUGCCGGCUGCACCCCGGAGCCAAGCUCCGACCUCUGGAGCGCUGGCGUCGUGCUCCACGCGCUGCUCACCGGCGUGCUGCUGCCGGCCCAGGUCUCCUCCGGCAGGGAGCCGCUGGACCCAGGCUCCCGGGCGCUGGCCAGCGCCCCAGACGGCGCCAGGGACCUCCUGGCCAGCCUGCUGCAGGUCGACCCGCGGAAGAGGCCGACCGCGGCCGAGGC
Messenger RNA from Prorocentrum cordatum, 1017 nucleotides. The record is from the annotation of a GenBank genome assembly. Lineage: Eukaryota; Dinophyceae; Prorocentrales; Prorocentraceae.